CGCCCUGUUGAGAAUCGAACAGCACGUUCCCCCCGUUGCAGCUCCACACGUGGCUGCUCUUUUGUUCCCCUGCAUCGUGGCCUUGCUUGCCUUGGCCUCAGCCUCUACCUCCAUUUGUCAAUGAUGUGCAUUUGCUUUCCCCACGGCCAAAGUCGCUUCUCAGCUCGAUUCCUGGUAGAGGGAGCCAGAGGGACAGCUCAAUCCGAACCCGCCACCGUCAACCCCCAUCCGGCUCCCGUCCAAUCUGCCAUCGACGAUCCAGGAUGAUCUCCAUGUCAACCGCGAAGUCCAACGUCUAGCUUCCCUCUCCCGUAGCGCAGGCAUCCUGCUACAAUCUCUACUCACCUGGACUUCUCCCAUCCCUCAUUUUGCUUCCUAGAUUUCCUUGUUAGGCAAUAUUUCUUCACCUCCAGCUACCGCCCUCAACCCGGUGUGCAUGCUGAUGUGGAGGUCUCCCUUGUGUCUUUCCAACGUCCAGGGCGCGUCUUGGGAAUACUCAGGUUCAGCAACCUCUGAUCCACCACCCUCCUUUACGGACCGAUUUGUGCUCGGACGUCGCACGCCACUCGCUGGUUGGAAUUGGCACUCCUUCCGUCUCUGCCAUGUCGGUUUAAUCGUCUCCGCGACCUGUUCCUCUGUUCCCAUUCGGCCGCAUUGUUGUGGUCAAACCAACAACUGUGUUGAGCAUUGAAGAGCUAGAGAGGCAACAAGGUGCAUCCAAUGGGCUGUUGUACCGUAUCCUUUCGCCAUCGCGCGAUUUGAGCGACCCGAAGCAGAAUCACAUCCCAAACAUCCUAUUGGCGGAAGACGAAGACACAAUGACUGGUCAAAGUGAUCAAGAUGCGGAUUCCAAACCACUCAGACCGCGCCUUACUAUUCGUGAGCUUCGAGAGGCUGCUCAAAAGGAAACUCGAGCAAUCCAAGCCAACAAGGCGGCUCAAGGCUCGCAGGAGGCACGACGCAAGUCCAGUUCAACGCCACAGAAAAAGCCCUCUAUUCUCGGCGGCUUAUUUCAAGUUCGAGAGCCGACCCAAAUUGCCUUGAACCAAGUUGCCACCCAGAUGAUUGCCCAGCAUGGGUCAACGAGCGCCACCAAGGUUCCCAACGUGAGGUUGGAGAAGAUGCCGGACUUUGUCCCCAAAGUCAAUUCGAAAUGGGACGGAGUCCCAGAGAGCGUGAAGCAAAGAGAACGGCGAGAGAAGGAAAAAGAAAAGGAACGAAACAAGAGAGAGACCUUUUUCUCCACAGACUCGAAGGAUCGCAGUGAAGAUGGCAAAGAUAAAACGCGUAGGAACAUGGGGUGUCGAAACUCGAGCUCAACGACCGGAUCUUCCUUUGGUGCUCACGGCAACUCAAGUGGUUCCCAGGGCGCUUCUUCACGUACGCGAUUUUAUCCGCAGUCGAUCAACUCUUCUGGUGAUCUGGCGUCGCAGCAAAGAACCGACGCAUCAAUCUUCUCCCCUCCUCUAACAUCGUCAUCCGCUCUAAGUUUGACGGAAAGCCUCCCCGACACGCUCUCCAAUCUGCGCCGUGGACGCAGCUCGGUCGGUACAAGCUCAUAUUGUCAACAUGGCAAAGACAUGACAACGGAAUCUCGAAUUCCCUUGGACAAGGGCCAACUACCUCCCACUUGUGCGACAUUCGCAGGAUCAACGACCAUGGAAUACGAGUCUCUCGGCUCCCCGGCUCCCAGUCGAUAUUUUGGGGAAGGAGAAGGAUCUUCCAGGCUGCUUGCCCACGUUGGUUUUGAAUUUGAGCCUCGCCUCGCCAACGCUCAGAUGGGAAUUUCUCGGUCCCAUUCUAUACCCACCGCCAAAUCCUUUCCAUUGCAACCAAUCUUGCCGCUUGGAAGUUCCCAAGCCCCAUUUUCGGCUUCUCCAUCGCCCCCCCAAUCGCUCUCGCCGUUACGGCAGGGCGUAAAUGACAUGACUAGUUUACAGGCGGCUCUGUCGUUGUCUGAACCUGGCUUGCUGAGGCCGCCAGCUUUGGUUAAGAAGAAAUCAGGAGCAAAAUUCAACAACGCUUUCCUGGCGGGAGAGGCUGAGGAGCUGGUGUUACCCGAUGAUGUCGGUCAUCGCGGCAACGCAGAUCCAGCAGGCCAAACCUCGGAGUCUUGUCGAUCGCGGAUCCAACAAGAUCUGGAGAAACGACCCGACAGCUCUCGGGAACGCCUUGGAUUGAGGGCGAGCAUGCUUUUCAGUGACGACAAGACACCUUGGGAAUUACGGGAGACGACUUCGCCGUCACCAUCGAGUUCCCCGCCCGCGGGACAUGUGCCAAGCACAAAGACCAAAUUCCAUAAGCCCUUUGGCAGGAUUGGUAGAGAGAAGGAGAAAUGGAAGGCAACGGUAUAAGUUGGAGUUAGGGAUAUCAUAGUCGUUGGGGGCAUCUGAAGGAUACAGCUUUCAUGAUCUAUUGGGCCAUUCAUGAUCAAUGUCGAGUUCAGCACUGCUCUCUCUUUGGGCAUGGUUACGAAUAAUGAAGUUUUCGAGCGCAUUUCAUGUAUAGGAUAAGAUACCCUGAGGAGAUAUUUUGGUGUUGCAUGCAAUGUUAGCGACAUGAAACCAGACAUGUAUGUUCAGUCUUGGGCAAUAUGGUCAAGUGGUUUCAAUAGAACGAUGCUGAUGCGACG
Molecule: messenger RNA, 2632 nt
Organism: Cladophialophora immunda
Lineage: Eukaryota; Fungi; Ascomycota; Eurotiomycetes; Chaetothyriales; Herpotrichiellaceae
Exons: 1
Coding region: 819-2354 (511 amino acids)
Source: RefSeq, a predicted model, not a curated record